AUGUCCCUGGCUGGCUUGAAGUGCCUGGUGACGGGAGCUGGGGGGUUUCUUGGCCAAACAAUUGUUUGCCAGUUGCUGGAGGAAGCAGAGAAACUGGCCGAGGUUCGUGCAUUGGACAAGGCUUUCAGUUCCAAGACUCUUCGGCGUUUCGAAGAUCUGAAGAGUACGACUCUCUUGACAAUCAUGAAAGGGGAUAUCCGGGAUGCAUCGUUCCUCCACAAAGCUGUCCAAGGGAUCUCACUUGUCAUACACUCAGCUUGCGUCAUCGACAUCUUGGGUUUGGUGGAAAAGCAGGUGCUGUGGGACAUCAACGUUGGAGGUACACAACUUCUGCUGGAAGCAUGCCUCCUCAGUGAUGUCAAAUACUUUAUCUACACCAGCAGCAUCGAAGUGGCAGGUCCAAACUGCAAAGGUGACCCCAUAUGCAAUGGCGAUGAAGACACAAUAUACCAAGUCACUGACGGAUUCCCUUAUGCUGAAACUAAGAGAGAGGCAGAAAAAUCUGUGCUGGAGUUAGACGGCCUGCCAUUGAAGGACGGCAGCAGUUUUGUGACGUGUGCGUUGAGGCCCAUGUAUAUCUUUGGAGAAGGAAGUCCUUUUCUUCUGAAGCACAUUGACGAAAGCAUCUUAAACAAUAAAGUCUUCUUGAGGAUCUCCAGGAAGGAAGCUCUCGUAAACCCAGUCUACGUGGGGAACAUCGCUUGGGCUCAUAUCCAAGCAGCAAGAGCCAUGAGGAAUCCGGAGAAGGUCAAGCAGGUGCGAGGACAAUUCUAUUACAUUGCAGAUGACUCUCCCCAUUUAAGCUACGCAGACUUCAACCAUGAGUUGGCUAAGGAGCUGGGGUUUGGCGUGGAGCCCAAGCUAGCAAUGCCCCUGACAGUCCUCUACUGCUACGCUCUGUUGCUGAAAAUCAUGAGCUUCUUGCUUCGGCCUUUUGUCCGGUAUGUCCCCGUCAUCAAUCGUCACGUGUUGACUUUGCUGAACACCCCAUUCACCUUUUCUUACAAGAGGGCACAAAGAGAUUUUGGCUACACACCUCGCUACAGUUGGGAAGAGGCCAAACGGCACACCAGCCAGUGGAUUGCUGAGGUGACACCAUCGAGAACAACCUACCUGAGAAGCAAGAAAGUCUAA
Messenger RNA from Eublepharis macularius, 1134 nucleotides. RefSeq names its product 3 beta-hydroxysteroid dehydrogenase/Delta 5-->4-isomerase-like. The transcript has 3 exons. The record is from RefSeq and is a predicted model, not a curated record. The coding region runs from base 1 to 1134 and encodes 377 amino acids. Lineage: Eukaryota; Metazoa; Chordata; Lepidosauria; Squamata; Eublepharidae. Gene Ontology annotation, biological process: steroid biosynthetic process. Gene Ontology annotation, molecular function: 3-beta-hydroxy-Delta5-steroid dehydrogenase (NAD+) activity.